Molecule: messenger RNA, 2633 nt
Organism: Cercocebus atys (sooty mangabey)
Lineage: Eukaryota; Metazoa; Chordata; Mammalia; Primates; Cercopithecidae
Gene: ERMARD
Product: ER membrane-associated RNA degradation
Exons: 19
Coding region: 69-2114 (681 amino acids)
Source: RefSeq, a predicted model, not a curated record
GGCGCCUGGAGGCGGGGCGCGCAGGUGCCUGCGUCAUUCAUGCGCGCCGCAGCGGGGCACCGGAAGUUAUGGAGGUAUUAAUAGGGGACCCUAUUACUACAUGUCUUUCUCCCUCAGUGUAUGAUAUAAUUUGUAAUCUUGGGUUUCAACUCAGAGAAAAUUGUGAUAUCAAUAGCGUGGUUACUCCGAAUGGUGAAGUGUGCUGGAAAACAAUCUCAGACUGUGUGAGCUACACAGAGACAGAUCAGGGUCUGGAUUACUGGGGAAGCGUGAGGCUGCUUGGCCCUGUGUGUGAGGCUGUCCAUUCACAUUUCUUAUCUUUGACCAAGGGGCAAUUUGAAAUUCGAUAUGCACCGUGGUUCCAGUGGACAAGUUUUCCAGAGUUAUUUCCUGAAAUAUUUGAUGCCUUGGAAAGUCUACAAUCUCCCGCUAUUUCUCUUAGCUUAAUGAAACUGACAUCGUGUCUGGAACGAGCCUUGGGUGAUGUAUUUUUACUGAUUGGGAAGGAAUGCCCCUUUCUUUUAAGAGAUCUGCUUGCAUCUGAGGAACUUGCUCAAGUCUUCGGGCAGUCUGUGAUGAAUGUGCUAAAAGUCUUCGUUGGCUCUCCGUGUGGUCUCAACCUGCGUAACGUCUUAUGGCAUGGGUUUGCGUCCCCCGAAGAAGUUCCUCCAAAAUACUGUUCAAUGAUGAUGCUGUUGACAGCAGGAUUGGGUCAGUUACUGAAGAGUUACCUUCAAAAAACUAAACUUACAUUGGCACAUCGCUCUUUCAUAACUCCUACAAACCUUGAGGAUUUGAUUGUUUUUCCUGAUGUUACUUAUGAGGUGCUCUCAGUAUUAGAAGAAGCGAUGACGAAAUCUGCUUUUAUAUUAAAAAUCAUGUUACCAUAUUGGGAAGUUGCACUGGUCAAGUUCAAGUCACACAGGUUUGCUGACUGUGCCAUAUUGUUGCUGACACAACUAGAAACUGGACUUAGGAAUGUUUUUGCGACACUUAACAGGUGUCCACAAAGACUCCUGACUGCUGAGUCAACAGCUCUUUAUACCACCUUUGAUGAAAUAUUGGCAAAACACUUGAAUGAUGGUAAAAUCAAUCAGCUUCCUCUUUUCCUUGGAGAGCCUGCUAUGGAAUUUCUCUGGGAUUUCCUGAACCAUCAGGAGGGUCCCCGCAUAAGAGAUCAUUUAAGCCAUGGGGAGAUCAACUUACAUGAAUUUUCAAAAGAAACAACUAAUCAGUUGCUUGCGUUUUCUGUUGUGCUGUUACUCAGAUUCGUUGAUGAAGGUCUGCUAUCAGUUUUUAAGGAAAAAGCAUCAGUAGAAUUGUUGAUUAGUCUUGCAGAAGGCUAUAGUUCUCGCUGCCAUCCAGUUUUUCAGCUUAAGAAACAGGUUUUUAGUCUUGAGGAGAGUAUCAGGGUUUGGUUGCUCUGCUGCCUUUCCCCGAAAGAACUCACUUGGGAAGCAGUCAGAUUAGAAGAUAAUUCUGAAACAAAUGCCUGCCACUCUUUAAUUACAAAAAUGACGGAUGAGCUGUAUCACCAUAUGCCUGAGGAUCAUUGUGUUUUAAAGGACUUGAAUCAUCUUCCUACUGAGACGUGGCCCCAGCUGCUCCGUGAGCUCUGCAGCACACCCGUUCGUACCCUGUUCUGCCCCAGGAUUGUGCUGGAAGUGCUGGUUGUGCUCCGAAGCAUCAGCAAGCAGUGCCACCGGGUGUCUGGCCAGGUCACCAUUGCCUCGGAGCUGAGACACAGGCAGUGGGUGGAGAGGACGCUGCGGUCUCGCCAGCGGCAGAACUACCUGCGUAUGUGGAGUAGUAUCAGACUACUGUCCCCUGUGCUCAGCCUUAUCCUGUUCCUCAUUACGCUGGAGUUGGUCAAUGUUCAUGCUGUUUGUGGGAAGAAUGCGCAUGCGUAUCAUCAGUACCUAAAGUUUGUAAAGUCAAUCUUGCAGUACACUGAGAACCUGGUGGCUUACACCAGUUAUGAAAAGAACAAGUGGAAUGAAACUAUCAAUCUUACACAUACAGUUUUAUUGAAAAUUUGGACUUUUAGUGAGAAGAAACAAAUGUUAAUACAUUUAGCCAAGAAAUCCACAAGUAAAGUACUCAUGAAAACCUAGAAGUCAGGAUGUCUUUAAUUUUAACAGAUUUUAACAGUGUGCAAAUUGAAAACCCAAAGGUAAGGUGGAGUUGAGGGUCUGCUUGACCAGGGUCCAGGUUCUGUUUCUCUGCAGUGUUCUGAUCUACCCUUUCCGAGUGGUCAACGUGAGUCUCAGUCUGGCUUCCUUUGUGGUAACCAAAUGGCUGCUGUGGUUUUUGGAUCCAUCUCUCCAUAACACACUGUCCAGAGGAAGAAGGGGGAGCUGCUUUUACCCGACUGUUACUCAGAAAUGUGUAGUUCCAUUGUUACUGGCCACAUGCCUACUCUUGAGAACGACUGCUGUGGCUGGGACCUUCCCCUGCAUUCACUGGCCAGGCCUUGGGAGACGUUGACUCCUAGACCAGCCUUCAGGGCAGGGAGGGUGAGGCCCUGGGACUGAGGAGAGGACCGAUAAAUUUAAGCUUCCCAGGUCAGUGCUGGAGACCAGCUCCUGAAAGGGGAGGUGGGCAGGCAUGGGUGCUGGACAGCAGGCCUCCUG